AUGGUGACGUUGGAUGAGUUGCUUGAGUCCGGAGUCACCAUCUGUUCCAGUGUUUUGUUUAGAGACGAGAAAACACGCAAAACAUGUGAUUCGGCGACCGAUGGGCACAAUCUGUUGACAACAGUGUGCCGUAUAUUAGGCCACAAAGACUUGGAGGCGUUCGACGCGAAGACCCGUCUGUCGGAACUGGGAAUGGAUUCGCUGCUAACCGUUGAGACGAAACAUGCGAUCGAAAGGGACUUCGAGUUGGUUUUGUCCACUCAGGAGAUCCGCAAUUUGACGAUUGAACGCAUUCGACAGAUCAGUCUAUGUAAAAACUGA
Medioppia subpectinata is the source of this 321-nucleotide messenger RNA. Lineage: Eukaryota; Metazoa; Arthropoda; Arachnida; Sarcoptiformes; Oppiidae. The record is from the annotation of a GenBank genome assembly.